Messenger RNA from Ruditapes philippinarum (Manila clam), 1284 nucleotides. RefSeq names its product general transcription factor 3C polypeptide 5-like. The transcript is spliced from 8 exons. NCBI's taxonomy places the organism in Eukaryota, Metazoa, Mollusca, Bivalvia, Venerida, Veneridae. Gene Ontology annotation, biological process: transcription initiation at RNA polymerase III promoter. Gene Ontology annotation, cellular component: transcription factor TFIIIC complex. The coding region runs from base 49 to 1284 and encodes 411 amino acids. The record is from RefSeq and is a predicted model, not a curated record.
AUGGAUUGAUGUAACGAACGAUAACUCGUACUUCUAAAACAGAAAAAAAUGUCAAAUUGGACAGAUAAAAACAACAAAAUUGAUGUGUCAUACAAUAAAACCAAUCGUUUCAUAUGUGUUGAACAUCCAGCUUUAGUUCAGAACCAUGAAAAGGCAUUAAGUACUAUUGGGGGAGUAAAAAACUUGGAAAAGAUAUAUUCAGAUCCAAUCAAAAGACUACCGUUACAAUGGAGGCCAGAAGAUAUUUACUGCAAGGCUACAUAUGGUGAUAGAACCAAUGUUUCGAACCUAUUAAUGAAAGUUACGAGAAGACGGAGAAAAUCAGACGGUCAUGAAGAAUAUAAAGUAGAAAUAUUGGGUCGUGUGUAUACAACGUACAAGUUUCAAGCAAUGGUAGACUAUCAGUAUUUACCUAUGAAAACGAACAAAGAUGGAAGUCAUGAAAGUAUAUACGAGGAAGUUCGUAUGAAUAAGCUGGUGCCCAGGAAAGAGUACAUGAACGCAGACGUGCCGCUCUUCAUCCCCCCAGUGAUGUUCGCCCGUGUAGAUAGACCGUGCGAGUUCCAUUACAAACAGGAAAUGAAACAUAGGCCAGAUUAUAUAAAUCCGGAUACAGGCAGACCUCCCAAUCUAAUUGGAACAAUUCGUCAGAGGAGGUCAAUAUUUACUAUAUUUGUCAAUUUUGGAGACAAGCUUCCUGCAGGCCCUAUACCAGAGGCUAAGAAAAGAACUCAGGGAGAUUUUGUUGAUCCUAAAUUAGAGAAAAUGCUCAUCGAGUUGUUUGAAGAGAAGCCACUUUAUUUGAAGGUAGAGAUGGAGGAUAAAACGGGUAUCCGUAGUGAUAAACUCAAAAUAUUCCUGCCCGCCAUGUGCUUCUAUUGGCUUGAUGGCCCAUGGAGGGGACAGUGGAACAAGUUCGGGUUCGAUCCUACAAAAGAGGUGUCAGCUAAAAUAUACCAAACUAUAGACUUUAGAGUAAGACAAAUACGACCAGGGCAAGUUGAUAUUAAAGCGAAACGAGACAUUUUAAAGUUAAGCCAGUGGAAUCAGGUGUAUCGGAACCAAAAACAUAAUGUUACGAUCAGCUUGAAAUCACUGGAGGAUAACGCCAAGGAUGAAAAAAGGGAGAAAACUGUUGAUAAGGAGUUGUAUUACAAGUUUAGACAAGACACUGUGCCGCCUCAUCGUAUGAUAUAUUACCCUGUGUGCUACGUAGAGGUGGACGAGGUGCAGGAAUUACUGCAUUCUAAUGAUGGCAAGGUAAAUAUUGACCUUAGUCUAUAA